CAAAAAAAGUCCAUUACCAUUUUCAAUAUGCGGAGUGCGCCAGAGGAGUGAAGAAGAGUGAAGAGAGGAAAGAGAAAGAAGAGGGAAAGUUGGAGAAUCACCAAAAAUGUUGAAGCUGUCUCGCCUUCUACCUUCCAUUUCCGGUUCCAGCCCCCGCUUACUGGAACCCCUCUCCUUUACAAAACCUGAUCCUAGGGAUUCAGCUGCGUUUUCUACAGCUACCAAUAAUAAAUAUGCUGCUAAAGGAUAUACGUCAAAUCGCAUAUUUGCUCCUUAUUCCGUUUACAAGGGCAAAGCUGCUUUCUCUUUGAGUCCUUGUCUUCCAACUUUCACCAAGUUGGAUAGUGGGGCCGUUGUAGUUGAUCGCCGUGGUUCAAUGAUGAUGAUUUUCAUGCACUCCAUUGGGGAGCGCAAGUAUGACUGGGAGAACAAGCAGAGAUUUGCUCUCUCGGCGACUGAAGUUGGCUCUUUGAUAAGCAUGGGCCCUCAGGAUUCUUGUGAAUUCUUUCAUGAUCCCUCCAUGUUAUCGAGUAAUGCUGGUCAAGUGAGAAAAAGCUUAUCAAUUAAGCCUCAUGCAAGCAGCAAUGGCUACUUCGUGUCUUUGACUGUUGUCAAUAACCUGCUAAAUACCAAGGAUUACUUGAGUGUCCCUGUCACGACUGCUGAGUUUGCUGUGAUGAAGACAGCUUGCAGUUUUGCAUUGCCACACAUCAUGGGUUGGGACCGCAUGACUCAUCAGUCAGGGGGCACGGUUGGUCUUCAAUCGAAAGUGGAACCACCUGCUUUAGACUUGGAAUGGGAUAAGUAAAUUGCUGCAUAUGAGAUACUUGUGUGAACUGAAAUAUGUAAUGGAUCCUUGUUGUUUAUGCAGUAAUGCCAUUUUGUAAAUUGUAAUAUCGAAGACUAGAUUUAUUUUGGAACAUAACUUGUGAUAAUCUUUGAAUGAGACAUGAAAAAGGGAUGACCCAUCAAAUGUCCCUAUUUCUGAAUCA
Arachis duranensis is the source of this 992-nucleotide messenger RNA. Its product is annotated as single-stranded DNA-binding protein WHY2, mitochondrial. The coding region runs from base 107 to 808 and encodes 233 amino acids. Gene Ontology annotation, molecular function: single-stranded DNA binding. The transcript has 8 exons. The record is from RefSeq and is a predicted model, not a curated record. NCBI's taxonomy places the organism in Eukaryota, Viridiplantae, Streptophyta, Magnoliopsida, Fabales, Fabaceae. Gene Ontology annotation, biological process: regulation of DNA-templated transcription; defense response.